Molecule: messenger RNA, 985 nt
Organism: Paralichthys olivaceus (Japanese flounder)
Lineage: Eukaryota; Metazoa; Chordata; Actinopteri; Pleuronectiformes; Paralichthyidae
Source: RefSeq, a predicted model, not a curated record
AUGGUGGAUCAUGUCGGCAAACCGCUGAAAGUUAAAGUCAUUGACUUUGGCUUGGCUAGCAACAGUCCUGAGGAGCAGAUAGGUAGCGUCCUCCAGACCUUGUACUACAGAUCACCUGAGAUUGUGCAGAAAGAGCCUUUCAACGGGGCGAUUGACAUAUGGUCUCUAGGCUGCAUUGCUGCUGAGCUUUUUAUAGGCCAAAUCCUGUUCCCCUCCUUGGAUGAGAAUGAUUUGAUCAAUAAGAUAUGGUUAACAAUUGGAAAGCCUGAAGGAGACUUCAAUCCUUGCUUCUGGCCAAAACACUGGAUGGAAUCCAGAUUUAUGGCGACUCCUCGGCUCUGGGGAGAGGACUACAUUGCUGAAGCAUGUGACCUGAAGUGCUUUGCAGAUCUACUCAAAGAGAUGCUGAUGACGAAUCCGUUUGAGAGAAUUACCCCCAGACAAAUUCUCCAGCAUCCCUUUAUCACAAUGAGCCACUUUGAAGGUCAAUUCAACAACAGCUCCUAUGUGAACUCAUGUAAGGACCUCAUGAACAUCUGCAAGGAUCAGAGCUCUGAGAAUGGAGGACGCGGAGACCAAACGAUCCCGCGAACGUCCCAGAAGAAGGACUCCUCCAGCAGCCCGGCCGAGGAGGGGAGCCAUGCUGUGAUGAAGCAUGAGAUGAUUGCCUCCUUGCAGACCUCCACCAUCACCCGGCCAAAAAAAAGAAAAAUGACAGAAGAGUGUGGCAACAGACCAGGUGGCUCCGAAGCCAAGAGAAGGAGGACUAGCAGUCCUAGUGGAGACGAAAGACUUGAGGGUCUCUGUCAGAGGCAACAAGACAGAAGCUGCCCCUCAAACUCAAUAAAAGUGAAUUCCUUAAAGAGGAAGAGGGACAAAGAGGAGGUGCCUGAAUUAGAAGAAACCUGCCCAGCAAAAAAGAGAAGGAAGAUCGCCAGGUAAGAGAAAACAGCAACUUCUGACAAAUUAAGCACUGGAUUGAGAA